Rhineura floridana is the source of this 1540-nucleotide messenger RNA. RefSeq names its product calcineurin B homologous protein 2-like. The record is from RefSeq and is a predicted model, not a curated record. Gene Ontology annotation, molecular function: calcium ion binding. Lineage: Eukaryota; Metazoa; Chordata; Lepidosauria; Squamata; Rhineuridae. The transcript has 7 exons. Bases 180 to 752 code for a protein of 190 amino acids.
CUCCUCCUCCCCCCUCGCCUGUGGGCUGCUGGAACAGCUGCUUGGCCAGGAGAGGCGAGGGCGGACGACUCUGCUCCGGGGCGCCCCGAUACUGAUAGCGACGCCCGCCCGCGCGCGCCCCUCCGAGGCCAGAAGCUCCGGCUGCCCUGCGGAGGGCCAGAAGGGGCGGCCCGGGCCAGAUGGGAGGCCAGGCUUCCUCCCAACUCUUCGCCGUCCCGGACCAGGAGCAGAUCCUGCGAGAAACCGGCUUCUCCCAAGCGACCGUGGAGCGCCUUUACCAGCGCUUCCAGGUCUUGGACAAGGAAGAAAAAGGCUACCUCAGCAAAGAAGACCUCGAAGGGAUUGGAGAAUUAGCAGUGAACCCCAUUGGGGACCAGAUCAUCAAUGCCUUUUUCCAAGAUGGGAGAGAGACUGCGGACUUCCAAACAUUUGCUCGUGUUCUGGCCCACUUCCGGCCAGCGGAAGGACCCGGAGGCUCUGAGAAUGUGAACAGCCGGCUGAGCAAGCUGAAGUUUGCUUUUCAGCUAUACGACCAAGACAAGGAUGGGAAGAUCUCACGAGCGGAAAUAUUGCAGGUGCUGAGGUUGAUGAUUGGGAUCCAGGUGACAGAUGAGCAACUCCAGUGCAUCACCGAUCGAACCAUCCAAGAGGCUGACAAGGAUGGAGACAACGCCAUCUCUUUUGAGGAGUUUGCCAAGUCUGUGGAAAAGCUCAACAUUGAACAAAAGAUGAGCCUCCGGAUCCUGAAAUGAUCCAGCGGGGACCAGAGAAUACCCUGACAAUUUGGUUCCUUGGAGGAAAGGCUACAUUUGCGAAAUGUGUGGGAUGCAAUCAGAACUCUCCUCUUGUUCCUAAUGGCCCCAACUAGAGAAAGUCUUCAUUUAAUUAAGAUGCCUCCCUGACAAUGAGACUGGUGCAAGUACUGGUUGACCACAGAGGUCUGCAGUUAUUUCUGCCAUAAUGCCUAAAGCAAAUCUCCAUUACUGCUGCCUUAGCUCUGUGGCAAUUAUUUCAACCGGAAGUGGAUCUGUGUUUUGUCUUAUUAUGUGAUAACCUGUGCACUCCCCCUCUCAUGCCCAUCAACCCAGAUUUUUAAAGGGGGGGGGGCAAAAAGCCACACUGGCAUUCUCCUAUUCUGUUCACUGCAUGCAGGUAGGAUAUCACUCCAAAAAGAGACUUUGGGAAGCAUCAUGUAAGGAUUUUACAAUGGAGUUGGGGUCCACCAAGAAUGCUUGUUUAGAAAAGCCCUCGUCAACCUGGAAGGAGGGAAUGCUCAUAAUUUUGAAAAUGUUAUCACAUAUUACCCACUCUCAUCUUCUCUUCCCUUUUACAAGAAGGUCCCAAAGGCAGCAAAAUUAAAUGCUGCUGAACAGCCAAUGAAGAGUCAAAACGUUCAGGAAGAUUCAUGGUUUCAUUAAAAAGGAAAUACAUGUUUGAACUGCGGCCUUGGUGUCUGAAGACUUAUCUUUCCUCAUGAUAUCUUCACUUGUUAAAGAUACACAGAUUGCAGCCAAAAGAAAUUAAAAUUAGUCUUAAAUAA